Molecule: messenger RNA, 791 nt
Organism: Anneissia japonica
Lineage: Eukaryota; Metazoa; Echinodermata; Crinoidea; Comatulida; Comatulidae
Exons: 2
Coding region: 282-791 (169 amino acids)
Source: RefSeq, a predicted model, not a curated record
GUUAGCAAUAUUGAUGCAAAAAACUAUCUUUCUUUGCUUUAGGACUUCUAACACUGAGCCCAGUUUUAGGAUUAGUUAUUGUUCGAGUCGGAUGGCGUUGGACCUACAGAAUAUGCGCAGGUUUAAUAUAUACUGUGUGUUUCAUCAUUGCACCUUUACUUCGCAUAACACCAGACAGAAAUCCGGAAAAUGCCAAAAAACAACAAGAAAUUGAACUUGAUAACAAAGAACAUGAAACAACUUCAAAUGUCUCACAACGGGAUGUCCUUCGCUUUCCAGAAAUGUGGCUAUAUGCAAUUACGUUGUUAGUACAGAGCUGUGCUGUAGGUUUUACGGUUAUAAAUCUUAUUGACUUUGUGACCAAAUCUGCUGGAUUAACGCUUGAGCAAGGCACUGUGGUAUUAGGCGUAAAUGGUGGAGCAGAGCUGUUUGCGAAACUUCUUUUAUCAAUGUUUCUUGAUAAAUUAUCAUUUCCGAAGAUACUGUUAUGGCCAUUUAAUUCCAUUGUAGCUGCAGUGAUUUGCAUUUUGAUAACCUAUGUUUCGUCAUUUGAAGUGAUAAUGGUAUUAUCAAUAGGUUUGUUACUUUUUCUCUUUGACUUUGUUUUCGUUAAUGGUAUCAUAUCGAAAUUGGCGGAGAUCGGAAGAUGGAGUAAAGGCAUGAAUGUAUACUACAGCACUAGUACUUUUAAUGCGGAAGAAGUGAUAGCAAUAUUGGAAGGAAUAUAUGGGUGUAGAAAAACUAGAUUAGUAACUAAAAUAAUAUUAGAUUUGUUGAAAAUCAAGCAAUAA